Messenger RNA from Raphanus sativus (radish), 968 nucleotides. Its product is annotated as multiple organellar RNA editing factor 9, chloroplastic. Gene Ontology annotation, biological process: chloroplast RNA modification; cytidine to uridine editing. The record is from RefSeq and is a predicted model, not a curated record. NCBI's taxonomy places the organism in Eukaryota, Viridiplantae, Streptophyta, Magnoliopsida, Brassicales, Brassicaceae. Bases 55 to 768 code for a protein of 237 amino acids. Gene Ontology annotation, cellular component: chloroplast. The transcript is spliced from 4 exons.
UCGUCAAAGUGUCCGAGCGGAACAGGCAGUCUCUCUUGCUGUCUGCAAUUCGCAAUGGCUUCCUUCACAACAUCUUCUUCUUCCUUGCUUCUCCCCAAGACCCUACUUCCCUCAAGCCACCUGGCACGUUUCCCUACACUCUCCUCCAGCAUCCGCCUCACCGAAAAAAGGAAUCCUCUGCCCCGGAGCAUCAUCUCCGCCGCCGGGUCUCGGCGUCGGGUGGCGAUGGUCAAGGCUGCGACGGUGGAUUCGGAUUACUCGUCGAGAAGGAGCAGCAGCAACGAGCAGAGGGAGACGAUAAUGCUUCCAGGGUGCGACUACAAUCACUGGCUGAUAGUGAUGGAGUUCCCCAAGGAUCCAGCGCCAACGAGGGAGCAGAUGAUUGAUACUUACCUCAACACUCUUGCUACUGUUCUUGGAAGUAUGGAAGAGGCAAAGAAGAAUAUGUAUGCAUUCAGUACUACCACCUAUACUGGAUUCCAAUGCACCAUCGACGAAGAAACAUCUGAGAAGUUCAAGGGUUUGCCAGGAGUUCUCUGGGUUUUGCCUGACUCCUACAUAGAUGUCAAGAACAAGGACUAUGGAGGCGACAAGUACAUCAAUGGAGAGAUUAUCCCCUGCACAUACCCAACAUACCAACCAAAGCAGCGCAAUAACUCCAAGUAUCAAAGUAAGAGGUACGAGAGAAAAAGAGACGGCCCACCACCUCCUGAGCAGCAGAGGAAACCAAGACAAGCGCCACCACCAGCCGCUUCUGAUUCCUCUUGAACGUCAAAGCCCUUUUGUACUAGGAGCGUGCGAGAUUUUGAUUGAUUGAUUUGGUUAGUAGUCCCUCCUAGCUUAUUCAAACCGGAUGUAAAAUCGUCGUUUGGAACAAUAUAUAAGACAUGCCAUGUGGUUUAGUUUCCUGUUCUGUCCGGUUAACUUGUAGCAAGGUAUUCAAAUCAUCAAUAUUUGUUAGGUUGGAA